Messenger RNA from Menidia menidia (Atlantic silverside), 1911 nucleotides. NCBI's taxonomy places the organism in Eukaryota, Metazoa, Chordata, Actinopteri, Atheriniformes, Atherinopsidae. The record is from the annotation of a GenBank genome assembly.
GAAAAAUGGACACCGUUGCCUUCCUCCACAAGGAGAAAGAGGAGAAUUUCCUGUCUCCCUGUAUCUCCAAAGAUGGCGGACACGUGCGGGCAGGUACUGCUUGGAUCAGGGCUCACCGUCCUCUCCCACCCUCUGAUGUACAUUAAAGUUCUGAUCCAGGUAGGACAUGAGCCGCUCGCCCCCACCCUGGGCAGGAACCUGUUCGGCAGGCAAGUCCAUCAACUGCCCGGAUUGUUUGCUUAUGCCAAACACAUCGUUAAGAUCGACGGGAAAGCGGGGCUCUUCAAAGGGCUGGCUCCACGGCUCUGUGCCAGCUCCAUCGGCACAGUUGUGCACAGCAAAGUGGUGCAGAAAUGCCAGGAACAGGGAGGACCUCAGGUGCUGGGCGGCCAGCAGAAGGCUGCGGAGGGCUCCCUGCAGCACGUUGUCAACGAGACAACCAAAGAGAUGAUCGCCCGUUCCUGCGCCACCGUCGUCACACACCCUUUUCAUGUGAUUACUUUGCGAUGCAUGGUCCAGUUUAUUGGAAGGGAAGCAAAAUACAGUGGGGUGUUUGACUCCGUUGUUACAGUUUACAGAGAGGAGGGCAUUUUGGGCUUCUUUGCGGGUUUGAUUCCUCGCCUGCUGGGUGACAUCCUGUCGCUGUGGAUUUGCAACCUGCUGGCCCACGUCAUCAAUACCUACGCCAUCGACGACUCGAUGAGUCACACCGGCGAGAUCAAGAACUGCUCUCAGGCUGUGACGGGGUUCUUCGCUAGUAUGCUCACAUACCCUUUCGUGUUGGUGUCCAACCUCAUGGCCGUCAACAACUGCGGGCUCGCUGGGGGCCUGCCUCCCUAUGCAGCUGUAUAUCCCACCUGGGUGGAUUGCUGGAGGCAUCUAAGCAGAGAGGGCAACAUGAGCCGAGGCAACAGCUUAUUUUUCCGGAAGCUUCCAGCCGGGAAGAUGUAUGCAAUCGACCAGAAGAGAUUUUUUUAAAAACCUCAAAGCGAGCUGCACAUAGUUGGGAUGGUAAAACAGAGAAAAAUCAACAUUGCUUAAGGCUGGGCAGUUGGCACUAAAAUCUGUUUUUGUAUGCACUUGUUUACUAUAAGUUUGUUUUUUCCGAACAGCCUGCCGCCAUCUGAAAUAAUACGAAGGGGUUUCCCGGCAACGGUUCCCCCGUCCCAGAGCAGGUUUUGUUAUAUUAACAGCAACUGAAACAGAGCAGAAAUGUGGAUAUUCUUUUUAAAAGGCAUUAAAAAAAAACUGAGGGGGGGGAAUGGACCUGCUAGCAAACAACUGGUCUGCACAAUGCGAUGACCCAAACGCGUGUGCCCUCGGACCUGUAUUUUUAUAGACACGCUCUGGUCAUAACACGACGGGAUGUAUUUGAAAGCAGCUUCUCUGUCUGCAUGUGCUGGCGUCUAAUGAUUAACGCGGGAACGAUCCAGUGGGACCCUCUUGUCAUGUGGUAUUGUCUUGUUUCUAAUAGCUCAUUUAUGGUGCGUCUGUAAUGUUAAUGAGAGGGGCAGGGUUUCGGUGGCUGUACGGUGGAGUGGGUGGAUUUAUCAGGGGCUGGAAGACGACUGAACUCACUCUGGGCAGUGAAGUGUAAUUGUGAAGUGCUAAUUCUGAUCGACCCAAAUAAAAACAAACUUUUUGACCCUGUUUUUUUCUACGAGUGGAUCUUGUAUGGGCGGAGAAAAUGUUCUAAGGUCCGGAUGCCUUGCUUUGUUUUGGAACUGGGAAAUCCAGAUGUGUUCGACCCCUACGUUCUGCCACUGGAAUGGAUCUUGGUGGAAUUUGGGCUCUAAAGACGACAGACUCGACGAUUCGAAGGCACAAAAAUCUGUGAAAUCGGCCAAGCAGAAGUCCUGGUAUGUGUUUUUAGUCAUAACACAUCUUUCCCAAUCAGGCUGGAAGGAAUAA